AUGAUUUUGACCGGCAUUGCAGUUUCGUUGCUGGCGUUGCUUCUAGGAUUCGGAACAAUCCCAUUGGUUCAAGUUUUGGAUGAUCGAUUCCAGUACAACAUCGGCAGCUCAGUUGAUCACCUCAGAAAGUUGAUAUCAGCAUCAACAACACCAAUAUUAGAAUCACCACCUUCGGUAUCAAUUAAGGAAGCAAACAGUGCAACCUUACUGAUUGAUUUGGUUAGAGUUGGAUAUUAUUACGCUAGAAUAUACAAGUACAACUUGGUUAGCCUGUUAUAUCAACAAAAUCAAGAUAAGUUGGGUGAUUUACUCCAAAAAACUAGAUUUCAGCACGUACUCCUAGUCUCAGCGUUGCUAUGGCUACUUUCCACUGCUGGGUUCCUCUUUCACAUGUUAAAUAAACCAAUCUCAACGACUAACGUGGAUAUGCAAUCCACUAAUCCAUCGGAAUGGCAAUUAGACAACAAAUCCACCGAUUACUCCAAAUUACUUGUACCUGAAUCUAAUACAGGUACGACAUCUAAUAAAUCCUCAGUACGUUCAGCAAAAUCGAGCCCUAGAUCUCCCCUCAACCAGCAAGACAAUGCUCUUGGUUUGGAUAUUGAUAAAAGCGAAUUGCCUGUGCAAUCCACAAUCACCAAAUCUCAUUUAGCAGAAGCUUCAUUUGGUGCUGAUCAAGAUGGACAGGAUGAGUUUAAUACUCCAGCCAGCGACAACAUGGUUCUUUUAGAUGAGGAGAUCUGCAAAGAGAGAUCGAGUCUUCCAGAUGAGCAAGUGCACCUCAAGACAACUAAGCUUCUAGCUGGGGAGGUGCACAUGGAGAAAUCCAUUCUUCCAAAUGAACAAUUAUUUUUGAAUGAAAUUAGUCCUCAAGGUGAACAAUUACACUUUGAGACAACUAAAGUCCCUGCCGUGGAAGGAAUAGUAGUUGAUCGAGUUGAUAUUGACAAUACGGAAGCAUCGGCGAUGUAUAAGCAAAAAGUGGAGGAUGAUCAUGUUGGCAAGGCAUCAAAGUUGCAAACAUCUCCGCACACAGCUAAAGAAAACGGUACUUCUAGCAGAUCACCACAAGCGCAUCUGCACACGAAGCUAGAGAGUGAAAUUUUACCAGCUACACAAACGCUAACGCAAGUUCAUACAUCCGAGACAGCGCCUAGUAUCAAGUCAAACAAAUCGUCAAAAUCGAAAGCAUCUCAAAAGGCCAAAGAUAUAGCCAAAAGUAUCAGCAGGGCACCGUCCAGGGUUACGAGAAGUGGUUUUAACAAAGCUGAUGCUAUCUCGGGCGUGUCGAAUCAUAGCGAUGAUAGGAAGAGCAGCUUCUCUCAUGAUGAUGAUUUAACAUCUGGAUCUUCGCAAUUAGCAAGCAAGAGAAUGCUGUGA
This is a messenger RNA of Wallemia ichthyophaga EXF-994, 1380 nucleotides long. RefSeq lists its product as uncharacterized. Lineage: Eukaryota; Fungi; Basidiomycota; Wallemiomycetes; Wallemiales; Wallemiaceae. The transcript has 4 exons. The record is from RefSeq and is a predicted model, not a curated record. Bases 1 to 1380 code for a protein of 459 amino acids.